Molecule: messenger RNA, 4893 nt
Organism: Scomber scombrus (Atlantic mackerel)
Lineage: Eukaryota; Metazoa; Chordata; Actinopteri; Scombriformes; Scombridae
Gene: usp49
Product: ubiquitin specific peptidase 49
Exons: 6
Coding region: 176-2209 (677 amino acids)
Biological process (GO): protein deubiquitination
Cellular component (GO): cytoplasm
Molecular function (GO): zinc ion binding; cysteine-type deubiquitinase activity
Source: RefSeq, a predicted model, not a curated record
CUUUGAGUGCCGGUGGAGACGGACGACAUGGAUGAUAAGGCUGAACGUUGCUGUUGAGUUCUUUGUGAUAAUGUAUUGUCCCAAACCCAAACAAGCCAACAUCUUUUACAAAUGAGUCGCUGCCCAGCUACAGGACGUGUGUCCUAUCACUGAGGCCACAUGUGUAUCUGGAGAGAUGGAUCGUUGUAAGCACGUGGGGCGCCUUCGUCUGGGCCACGACCAUUCCAUCCUCAAUCCACAGAAAUGGCACUGUGUGGACUGCAGCACCACAGAUUCAGUGUGGGCCUGCCUCAAGUGCUCCCACGUGGCCUGUGGACGUUUCAUGGAGGAGCACUCACUGAAACACUUUCAGGAGUCACACCACCCACUGGCGAUGGAGGUGCACGAGCUGGAUGUCUUCUGCUUUGCCUGUGGAGACUAUGUACUCAAUGACAAUGCAGAGGGAGACCUCAAACUCCUCAGAGGGGCACUCUCUACUGUUAGGAGCCCAGGUAGACGCUCGCUGCGCUCCUCGACUGGGGGGGAGUGCACCCCCUGGUUUGGGGAAGGAGGACCACAGCCAGCCAUGCAGCUGGCCUUGCGUCACAGGAGGAAAGCCCUCCUUGGGAAGAUGUUUCAGAGGUGGAUGGACAAACAUGAGGAGCUGCAGGAUCAGCGGAAAGAGAAACUUGAAGAAGCUAGACGACAAAAGAAAGAGGUAAAAAGGAGACUCAUGGAAGAGCUUGGCAAUGUCCCCCCCAGAAAGAGUGCUAGGCUUCUUACUCAGGCGCCACGUUCAACCAUCACACUCAUUCCUCGCAAAUUUCGCGACCCUCCAGAACGCCUACCUCCUCCUUCCAAGAAGCCUUCCCUACUAACCUUGUCCCGUAAGGCUCCUCAGAAUGGCAGAGCUGCUAAACUGAGGCGAUACUACUCCAGUCACACAGUAACACGCCGUAGACUAGCUCCAGGUGUCACUGGUCUCCGCAAUUUGGGGAACACAUGCUACAUGAACUCUAUAUUGCAAGUGCUGAGCCACCUGCAGAAAUUCAGGGAGUGUUUUCUCACUUUGGACCUGUGUGAGACUGAGGAGCUGCUGGCCAAGACCAAUCAGUCCCAAGGAGUGAAGGGGGUGGCAGGAGGUGUAGUCAGCAGUGGUAACACAGCACUGUCAGGAUGCCCUCUCGGACGCAUGGGGAAGGCAGGCAGUUGGAAUUUACCGGUGGGCAAAAAAGAAAGUGCCCCACCUUCCUCGCAGGCUGCCGAGCUGGUCCAGCCCAAGGAGCCUCGCUGCUCCACUCGCCAGCAGAUGUCUCUGUGCCAUGAGUUGCAUACACUUUUCAGGGUCAUGUGGUCAGGCCGGUGGUCUUUGGUAUCUCCUUUUGCCAUGCUGCACUCUGUGUGGAACCUCAUCCCAGCUUUCCGUGGUUAUGACCAGCAGGACGCCCAGGAGUUCCUGUGUGAGCUGCUGGACAAGGUGCAGCAGGAGCUGGACACAGAGGGGUCCAAACGCAGGAUAGUUAUCCCCAUCACAAAGAGGAAACUGUCCAAGCAAGUGCUAAAGGUUCUGAACACCAUCUUUCAUGGGCAGCUACUCAGCCAGGUGACCUGUUUGUCCUGUAAGCACAAGUCUAACACAGUGGAACCAUUCUGGGAUUUGUCUUUGGAGUUUCCAGAGCGAUAUCACAGCAUAGACAAAGGCUCUGGCUCCACAGCUUACCAGCGCAGCUGCACCCUCACCGAGAUGCUGUCCAAGUUUACAGAGAUGGAGGCUCUUGAAGGCAGCAUCUACGCCUGCAACCACUGCAACAAAAAAAGACGGAAAACAUCCCACAAGCCCUUAGUUCUGUCAGAGGCAUGUAAGCAGCUUCUGAUCUACCGUUUACCUCAGGUUCUACGGCUGCACCUCAAACGCUUCAGGUGGUCGGGGAGGAACCAUAGGGAGAAGAUUGGCGUCCACGUGGCCUUUGACCAGGUUCUGAACAUCAAACCCUACUGCUGCACAGGCUCAGGUCACUCUGUCCACAGAGGAGGCUACACCUACGAUCUGUCUGCUGUAGUUAUGCAUCAUGGUAAAGGCUUUGGCUCAGGGCACUACACCGCAUACUGCUACAAUACAGAAGGAGGUUUCUGGGUCCACUGUAAUGACUCUGAGAUGAAGGUUUGCAGUGUGGAGGAAGUGUGCAACACUCAGGCCUAUAUUCUCUUCUAUACCCAGAGGUCUAACUAGGUACCUCUCGCUGUGAUGUCGACCUGUGCGUGGCAACUUAGGGCUGCAUUUAUGAAAAUGUUCUCUGAUGUUUUCCCAGAUGUCAUUAAACAAUCACUUUGAAAUGAUUUACUAAAAAAAGAUGGCAAUGAGGGCAGUAGGACAGCCACAAUCAUGAGCCAAGGUGUAACAAAACAUUUUUUUAGCAGCUUAAUCCAAAUGAGAAAGAUGAAAAUUAUGGCAUAGAUAGUCAUUUUUCCAGGAUAAAUUGAAAGAAUUGGUAAAUUUGAAAUCAUUUUUUGUGGAUUUGAUUUUAGGUUAAAAACAAAUAGCAAACCUUUUCAUAAAUGAGGCCACAGGUUACUCUGUGGGACCAGCAUAUUGGUUUAUGGCCUGAAGACUGUGGCAGCAGGUCCGACUCUGUCCUGCUGAACACCAAGUUGUGUGUCCAUGUUUUUUUAAAAACAAUCAGGCUAGUGUGUGUUGAGUCUGGAAACAACCGGCCGCUCUCCUGAGACAGCAUUUUACAUUGAAGGGCAACACGGACUCUGGAGUUUGGAGCAUUUUAUUCUCAGAGACGAUCUCAAUCUUAAUGUGUGUUUUAAAGCUAACUUCACAUUUGAUCCCAAUAGGGGUGUAACGGUACACAAAAUUCACAGUUAGGUUUGAACUUCAGUUUUGGGGUCACGGUUCGGUUCAAUUUCAGCACAGCAGGGGAAAAGAGAAAUGUAGAAAAUUCGGUUCAUUGGCCCAAACUAUCACUGAAACCAUUUCUGAUUCCUGCAGGGAGUCAAGAUACCUGCUGACAGCUGAAUAUGCUGAUUUAUGGUCGAACUGUAUAUAAAGUAGUUGAAACUAGCUCCAUGUCCAGCAGCCACAACAGUAACAUGCUGCUCUAACACUGAAGCUUCAGUAUUAAUAAUCUAAUGAUGUCAUAUAAUAAUAUAUCAGUCAGAGGGACCAAACCACUACUUUCCUUGCAGUACUUUUUAAAUACAUUUUUCUUGAUGACGUGCUGUCAGACCACGUCAUAAAUCAAAUGUUUUUACAUAUAUAUAAAUAUGUUUUAUUUCACUCAAAGGCGAAGUGAAAGAAUAGCAUACAUCCAUGAUGAGCAUCCUACAGCUAAGUGCUGCGCUGCCAAAACUUUCCGGUUGGAACUUGUGCUCUUCAAUUAUCGUUCCACAUGACAGAGUAAAGCUGCGUUCACACCAAAUGCGACUGACGCGAAAAAAUCGCUUCUAUCGCACCACUUGAUCAUAAAUAUAAUUUUUUGGAUCAUCAUUUCAUUCGCGCUUGUGGCGUUGGGAGAAACUCGCCGCUGAUUGGAUGUCGUGGCGCGAUGUCGCCUGAAUAGUUCAAUUUUUCCAACUUUAUUCGCGACGCUUCUGGCGCUUCAUUCACUUCAUUCGCGCCGCCUGAUAUGAAAUCGCGUGUUAUCGCACCAUUUACAUUGAUUUUCUAUGUAGACUUGCUGCUCAAUUCGCGUCAGACACUUUUGGUCUAAACGCCCCAUAAGACAGUUUCUUAAACUAGAAUCUUCCACAUAUUCUUUGUAUGACUGCAUGCACUGAACCGUGACAUCUGUACCAUGACGGUCCAGGAUGAAUACAUGUACCAUUACACCUCUAGAUCCCAGUGUACUAAAUAUUAUGAAAGCUAUAUCUUUCAACACCAUUGAAUAAUUCCCCUUUGACAGGAAUCUUGUGGAAUAAGAGACUGAAGUUCAGACUCUGUGUUGCUUCCUGUUCAGCUUUUUUAUUAUCGUGAAAUGUCAGUUAUGGAAACUUUUAAUACUCAUCCCUAUGUCAUUUGUACUUCACCAUAUCCUCUCCUCAUCUGUACUGCUGUGACUGGAUACUGUGUCUUAGGCGUGAGGCCUCGGUGUGCUCCCAGUGAACAGGACUAGUUUGUGUUUUGUUUUAGUUUCUUUUAUAGUCACUCAAUGUUUCACUUCCAUGAAAAGAAGCAAAAAGUUUGAGUUUCAGACACUUGAUUGACGACGAGUGAUGGAAGCUGCACUUUUGAGGAGGGGCUAAUAUCGUUGGUCCUAUCUUUGUGAUUGUUCAUCUUUUAGCUCCUGUAACGUCUUUAAACGGCAGCUCCCCCUGUGGUUUAACGGUUAGACUAGUCUUGAGCCGGGGUCGAACACAGUGCAGCUGUGUUCUACCUGCAGGACAUCAGAAUGACUGAAAGGGCAGACUGCGAUACUGAAGAAUGUGAUUUUGGGAGAUGUGGGGUACCCAUUUUGAGUUUAGCACCUGAAAGCAAUAUAUUGUACAUCUUGCAUCUUGACAGGAAAUUAAGAUAAAAUCAGGAAUUAUUCUGCUUGUAAUACAAUGGGUUUUUUUUCUACUCUGCUGUUUCUAUCAAGGUCUUUAGAAUUUGCUAGGUAAUCAAGAAAAACGGUUGUGUUUGAUACGAGUCAAAUGCAAAAUACACUUGUGAACUCUGUAAAAGUUUGAACAAUCUAAUGACGAUGAAUGUCUUACUUUUUAGUGGUCAGGUGUGGCCAUGCCACCGGCUCUGAUCCCCUUGAGUUCUGUCUUGUACUGUAAGAAUACCUGUCAUAAAUGUAAUGGUCUUAUGGGUUUUGCCUGACAGUAAUUAUUAAAAAAGACAAAACAAAUUUGAAAUAUUUUUGUUUGUGUGUUCAUUUAAAAAUUAAUCAUUUCUCUAAAUUUACGUCUAUUAAAGUCAUUAUA